AUGUGGUUGAAAGUGCCAGGAUUUGGUGACAAAGUGAAAGAAUGGUGGACAAGCUACGGGGUAUCAGGGACACCUUCAUUCCGUCUUUCGAAGAAAUUUAAAUUGCUCACGGGAGAUAUUAUUAGAUGGAAUAAGGAGGUUUUCGGGAGGGUAGAGGUUAAAAUGAGGGAGCUCAUGCAUGAAUUGGGGGAAUUAGAGCGAGGGGAAGGGGCGAGAGAGCUAGACGAAUCUGAGAAAGCGAGAUUGGGAGUUGCGGUUGCAAAUCGAAGAAGAAACUUCAUAGAGUCCUUAGUUGUGGAUGGGGUGAGGAUUGAGGGAGAGAAAGAGGUAAAAGGGGCGAUAGUGGGGUUUUAUGAGAAUUUAUACAAAGAGGAAGUUAGUUGGAGACCUACUUUGGAGGGAAUAGAGUUCAACCACAUAGGGGAGGGAGACAGUGAGUGGCUAGAAAGGGCUUUCGUGGAGGAGGAGGUGCACGAGGCUGUGACGAGUUGUGCUGGUGAUAAGGCCCCAGGGCCUGAUGGUUUCUCCUUGGCCUUCUUCUAG
Molecule: messenger RNA, 543 nt
Organism: Nicotiana tabacum (common tobacco)
Lineage: Eukaryota; Viridiplantae; Streptophyta; Magnoliopsida; Solanales; Solanaceae
Source: RefSeq, a predicted model, not a curated record